AUGGUCUCAUCUACGGAGGCUUUUAAUAUUGGAGCAAAGCCUACAGUAUUAAAUCCCAAGUUGGUGAAAAUUUUGGGUAAUAAUUGUACAGCAGAGUCUGUGGAAAGAGACUGUGGAGGAAUGAUGACUUUGGUCUGUAUUGAAGGAAGGUGUUCAUUGUGUAAUGAAUCAGUUCAAUGCAGCUCACAGAUUGAUUCCGUAUACAGUUGUAAAUUUAUGGGUAAUUAUGCUAAUAUGACAAACUAUACUUCAUCAGGAGGUGUUUGUGCACACAAGGAUUUGGGUGAUUUCUUUAGUUUGUUUGAUUUAUUUUCAGUUUUGACCAAUUUCAUUGGUUCUGUUUUGAGUAGUGCUGGUGGUACAGGAGGUGGUGGUGUUUUCGUUCCUCUCUUGCACGUUCUUGGUCGUUUCAAUGCUCAGGAAGCUGUUCCAUUGUCAAAAGUCAUGAUUUUCGGUGCUGCUGUCACUAAUGUUUUCACAUUAUUCUUUAGAUCUCACCCAUAUGCCGACAGACCAUUGAUUGAUUAUGAUAUUGCUUUAAUGAUGGAACCUGCAACCUUAUUGGGUACAAUUAUUGGCGUAUUUUUGAAUAUCAUUUGUCCAGAAUGGGUUAUUGUCCUUUCUGUUAUUAUUGUCUUGACAAUUACAACAAUCUUGACAUUUAGAAAGUUUUUCCAAAGAGCUAGAGUUGAAUUUGCAUUUUUAUGGAAGAAAAAGAAAAAGGAUGAAGAAACUGAACCAUUGAAUAAGGAACAAGAACCUAUUGUUUCCGAAAAUAAGGAAGAGGAACAAGCUCAAGGUUACGGAUCUGUUAAUAAGGAAGAAGAAUCGCUUGUUAAUACUCAACCAAUUUUCGUUUCUCAACAAGUAGCUGAAAAGGACUUUGUCAAGCCAUCAGCAUGGACAAUUGUUAAGAAAACUCCAUAUUGGAAGAUUUUUGUUUUGAUUGUUUGUUGGAUUAUUAUUUUCACUUUGAGUUUAUUGAGAGGUGGUGAAGGUGCUCCUUCCGUUAUUCCUGGUUUGGAAAUGUGUAGUCCAGUUUAUUGGACUUUGGUCGGAUUGAGUUUCCCAAUUAUUGGUGCAAUCAUGAUAAUUGUUGCCGCCUACUUGCUUAUUGAUUACAGAAGAAAGGUCAAGAGAGGUCACGUAUUUGUUCAAGGAGAUGUUAAAUGGAAUUGGAUUAACGUUACUUUCUAUCCUGGUGCUUGUUUGAUUGCUGGUAUUUUAGCUGCCAUGUUGGGUAUUGGAGGUGGUAUGAUCAAGUCUCCACUCUUGCUCUUGUUGGGAUCUGACCCUGCUGUCGGUGCUGCCACUGCUGCUUUCAUGAUCUUCUUUACUUCUUCAAUUUCCUCUGCUCAAUUUGCUAUUGUUGGUAGAAUUCCAUUCGAUUACGGAAUGCUGUAUGGUCUUACUGGAUUUGUCAGUGGUUUUGUUGGUUAUUUCUUUGUCACUUUUGGUGUUGAAAGAUGGGGUAAGAGAUCACUUAUCAUUUUGUGUGUUGGUCUCGUUUUGCUCUUUGCCACAAUGCUUAUGGGUGGUGUUGGUAUUUAUGAUGUUGUUAUUGAUCUCCAACAAGGUGUAUACAUGGGCUUCCAUGAUCCAUGCAGAGCUUAA
This is a messenger RNA of Naegleria gruberi, 1614 nucleotides long. RefSeq lists its product as uncharacterized. The coding region runs from base 1 to 1614 and encodes 537 amino acids. The transcript is spliced from 3 exons. Gene Ontology annotation, cellular component: Cul4A-RING E3 ubiquitin ligase complex; membrane. Lineage: Eukaryota; Heterolobosea; Eutetramitea; Acrasida; Naegleriidae. Gene Ontology annotation, biological process: protein ubiquitination. The record is from RefSeq and is a predicted model, not a curated record.